AUGCGAUUAUCAUUUGGUACUUUGCUUUGGUACAUUUUAACAUUUUGUCAUAUUUUAUCAGCGCAAUUUUGGACAGAUGUUAAACUAGAAGAAUUGAAAUGGUUAAAUGAUUGUGAUUUAAGUAAUACCUGUAUUCAACCAACACUUCAAUUACGUCUUAUCAAUAUACUCAAUAAUGAAACUAUCUCUAAAACUCUAAUUGUUAACUUUGAUAAACAACAGACAGGUAAAACUCAUUUAAUAUCAUAUUGGAGUGAAGGAACACCUGAUAUGAUAAUUUCAAGUAUUACUAUUAAUGGAAUUGAUCCUGAUUAUGAUUUCACAAGACUUUGUGAUACAACUGGAACUAUUUUUCUAUUUCGAUUACCUCAAAUGGUAAAGUAA
Molecule: messenger RNA, 384 nt
Organism: Brugia malayi
Lineage: Eukaryota; Metazoa; Nematoda; Chromadorea; Rhabditida; Onchocercidae
Exons: 2
Coding region: 1-384 (127 amino acids)
Source: RefSeq, a predicted model, not a curated record